CGGUGGCGGUUUCAGUGAGUUUGGCGAUAUGGGUAUAUGCCCCCGGGAGAGAGCAUGGGUCUGGGCCAAGGGGAGAGCGAGUCCCGUGGGGACAUCAGUGUGGGUAUGCAGGACUUACUGGGACAGAUCGGCUUCGCGGACCCGAGUAGUUUCUCCCCUGCCAUGCGCACAGAGGUGAUGUUGGGGGCAGAGGGGGAUGAGGACAAGACACCCCUUGGAGAGACAUCUGCAGAGAGGCUGGAUAGGCUUGAUAGUCGUCGAGCGUGCCUCAUGGCACAGAGGGACCCCAGGACGCAGGAGCUCGCCCGUCUUGCGGACGAGGACCGACAGAGGCAGCUGGGGACAUAUACGCUGGCGUCUGUUGACGUGGGGCCAGAUGCCCACACGGAUACUCCGGCAGAGGUUCAUGACACGACGCAGCGGGAGGCGGCUUCGGCAAAGGUUUCGAGUACCGGAGUAGAUGUUCAGCAGGGGAUGCACGAGAGCGGGUUCGCACUGACAGAGGAGCCACGUUCGGAACCGGCGCAGCCUUCUGCCGUGCAGCUGAGGCCAGAGGAGACAUUGCAAGAGGUCGUGGGCGUGCCUCUGCCCGCGGGUUCAGUUGAGGGCGCCGUGCAUAUGUCCCCGGGGCUGGAGGACAUACAGACGGGGCAGUCAGUGGGCGUUGAUGAUAUUCGCCCAUCGGCACAGGCGGAGGGGAUAGCGCCGACCACCGGGGGGGACGGGGCCGUAGCGGGGGCCGUUGGUGUUGGCGGGUCGGGGGUGCCGUCCGCGGCCGAUUCGAUGUCCGCGUCCGGCGGGGGAGACCCCACACAGGUGGACAGGCGUGAUGCGGACGGACAGGAGAUGCCACAGACUUUGGUGGUUCGCACUACUGUGGGGCCAGUGGUGCCACACCAGGCACUGUUUUGGAGGGUUAUAGGCGUCCUGCACAUGGCGGUGGCCCGGUCGAGGAGCGACGUCCUCCCUUUUGAGAUUGACCAGCGCAUUUUGAGGUCAAUCCCGGAGGAGGGGAAGCUGCCUCACGUGCAGGACUUAUCUUGGGGGCCAGCCAGCCCCAGCUUACCUUCUGGGUGUUCCAUCGCACUGCCAUCUGGCGAGGGUGCCGAGGGCUUACCUUCUGGAGGUUCCGUUGCAGCGGCAUCGGGCGGAGCCGCAGGGGACUUACCUUCUGGAGGUUCGGUCGCAGCGCCAUCUGGAGGCGCCGCAGGCCCUUCGUCACCCUUGAGCGCAGCUCCGAGGGAGGGCGGCAGCCUCACCCCAAGGUCGGUCGCCCGUAGACGGAGAGACACUACCCAGCGUGCGCAGGAGUUGCUGGACACCAUGUUGUCCGAUCGCACAGACCGACCAUGGAGUGAGACGAGACGGGUGACGACAGCGAGUGCCGGUCGCCAGCCAGGUUUGAGAGGGGUUUCCACGAGCGCGAGACGUCGAGAUGUUGUAGCUGCAGGGUUUGGCGGUAGAGGGGGUGGCGGCGGUGGCAGUGGUGGCGACGGUGACGGCAGACGUGAGGCCGCAGAAGGUGCCACGACGAGCGCAGUGGAUCCGCCGCGAACGUACGGUUUGAGAGAGGCGUCGAUUAUUUUGGAGGAGCCUGAUGUUGUUACACGACUGAGGCAGGCCCGACACGUGCCCUUAGAUCGACGCCAGGAGGGGGAGACUUCAAGGACUGACGGUCUACCUAUGGCACGCGAGUCACGCCGACGUGAUGACCUAGCAGCAACAGCCAUGAGGACAGUGAGAGGCAGGAGAGUCAUUAUGGACGACGAUCCCGACGAGCUUCCCGUCGCUCCCGAGCCUUCCGCUGGCGGACGCGGCGGCCAGCGUCAGAGAGAUCGAGGAGGUGGCAGGGGUCGGGCUCACGGAGGAGUUUCUCAUUGGUCCGAGCGAGAUCCGCGUGCGCACGACGAUCGUUGACGGAUUACGAACUUGCAUUUUCGUGACUUCCUCAUUGUACUUUAGUUUUUUGUUAUCCAUGACAGACGUACUGUCUCGUGAGGUUGUAUUAUAGUAUACUUUCCACUGGGUACUUUUAUGCGCAGACAUA
Messenger RNA from Chara braunii, 2047 nucleotides. The record is from the annotation of a GenBank genome assembly. Lineage: Eukaryota; Viridiplantae; Streptophyta; Charophyceae; Charales; Characeae.